Molecule: messenger RNA, 831 nt
Organism: Fulvia fulva
Lineage: Eukaryota; Fungi; Ascomycota; Dothideomycetes; Mycosphaerellales; Mycosphaerellaceae
Product: SH3 domain-containing YSC84-like protein 1
Exons: 2
Coding region: 1-831 (276 amino acids)
Molecular function (GO): phosphatidylinositol binding
Source: RefSeq, a predicted model, not a curated record
AUGUCCGGCCUCAAGGCGAGAGCUCUCGAGCUGCUAUCUGCAGCCAAAUCAGGCGAUCCUAUCCAGAGCCUAAAGCGAAGCGUAGAUGCGCAAACACUAUGGCCUGAAUCUCUUGACAGAGAAGCCGAUAAUGCUGCUUCGAUCCUGCGAUCAUUCUUCGUCGACGGCUUCAUUGUGCCGUACAGGACCGCCUCGUCCUGUCCACAGGAAAUUAUCAAGAAAAGCCAGGGCCUGGCUGUGUUCCAUGUCCUGCGAGAUGACCUGCGGUCUCCAGCCGCAAGUGGUAGUGGCGUGAUUCUAGCUCGUUCUCCGGAUGGCAAGUGGUCUGACACGGCUGGUAUUCUGGUCGACUUUGACCUGCCAAAGACCUCCGAGCUAGAAGUGAUCGAUGUCGUGCUUGUCUUCAGAGACAAGCAGAGCCUCGAAGCGAUCUCCAGGGACGACUGCGUUCUCGGCAAGACCCUGCGAUUCUCCCCGGGCCCAUUACCGAAGAGUGAUGCUGGCGCUGAAGGGUACUCCACGGACAGCUUUCUGGCUCCAGUCUGGAUAUACGCCAAGAGCAAGGGUCACUCUAUCGAUCUCAAACUCGAUGGUCUCAAGAUCUAUCAAGCCCAGGACGAGAAUGAUCGAUAUUAUGGCGUGCAUGGCAUCUCUGCGAAAGAGAUUCUGUCAGGCCAGGCGAAAGGUCCUUCUGGGGGUGCCUCCACUCUGCGCACUACCAUCACAGCUCUCGACACGCAGAGUGGAGACUAUAGCGGACUGCCAGCAUCUGGCAGUUGUCCAGGUGACAAGCGUGUGCGGAAGGGCAACAGUACCAAUGUUACAUCGUAA